AUGUCGCUCAUUUCCUCCUUAUGCGUAAGCAAAGACCCACCCCCCCCAAAAUCUUCACUUGACGAAGCAGAUAUCACACCUGAAGUGUCGGCUUCAUGGCUGAGUCUUCUUUGGUUUGGGUGGAUGACGCCUUUGCUGUCUUUGGGUCACAUGCGACCUCUCGAGGCCACUGAUUUGUACAAGCUUCCACAUGAGCGUACGGCAGCUCAAAUAGCAGACAAGAUACUAGCAUCGUUCGACGAGCGAUGUAAAAGGGCUGACGAGUACAACGUACGGCUUACCCGCGGAGACAUAGGUCCUGGCUUGAAAGGUUUAUGGUGGUCAGCGACAGGCAACCGAGUGGAACGGGAAAGACAGUGGAGGGAAAACGAUGGCAAGCGUCAAGCAAGCCUAGUUUUAGCAAUCAAUGACAGUAUCAAGUGGUGGUUUUGGUCAGCUGGAAUCCUAAAAGUUAUGGGAGAUACUGCACAAGUGACAAGCCCGCUUGUUGCUAUCGUUAUUUUUGCCACAGAGUCCUAUGUCAGUCACUUUACUGGCGCACCGGUGCCCUCUAUCGGAGUGGGUAUCGGCUUGUCAUUCGUUCUCCUGGCUUUGCAAGUUGUCAACUCGUGGUGUACCCAUCACUUUUACUAUCGCAGCAUGUCAAGCGGGGUUUUAGUUCGCGGAGGGCUCAUUGCAGCUAUCUACUCGCGGUCCCUUCGUCUAUCUGGUCGAGCUCGUUCCACCCUCAGCAAUGGGAAACUUGUGAACCAUAUCUCUACAGAUGUGUCUCGAAUUGACUUCUGCCUCGGCUAUUUUCACAUGUCCUGGAGUGCACCCAUCCAACUUGUUAUUUGCCUCAUAUUAUUGCUCGUGAACCUGGGUCCUAGUGCACUGGCUGGCUUUGCGGUGUUCGUUGUGGUUACUCCUUUGCAGAGUAUCUUCAUGACUCGGUUAUUCACGUUGAGACGAAGCAGUAUGCAAUGGACUGAUAAACGUUCGAAGCUUCUUCAAGAACUGUUAAGUGGUAUCAAAGUCAUUAAAUUCUUUGCUUGGGAGAUCCCAUUCCUCAAACGUGUAUCUUCCUUCCGACGAGAAGAAAUGGGGUGCGUACAUCCGGUCCCUACUUAUCGAGCAGGACUGAGUGCCAUGGCUAUGUCGUUGCCUGUCCUGUCCUCUGUCGUGGCAUUUAUUACCUACUCGUUGGCAGGUCAUACACUUAAUGCAGCUAUCAUUUUUUCUUCGCUCGCGCUGUUUCAGCUGAUUAUGAUACCAUUGAUGUUUCUACCAAUGUCGUUGAGUACCAUCACUGACGCCCAUAAUGCUGUCAUCCGUCUUCGGGGCGUCUUCGAGGCUGAAAUGUUGGAUGAGACUGUGGUAAUCGAUAACGACUUGGACGUUGCUAUCAGAGUACAAGGCGCUAGCUUUUCCUGGGACAGCUCUCCCAAGCCUGGAGAACGAGGACAGCCUAAAGGUUUUAACCUGGAGGGGGAAAGCAAAACCCCUGCUCCCACAGCAGAUGAAAACAACGAUGACGAAGAGAAAAUAUUCAAGUUGACCGAUAUUGACUUCUCAAUCCCGCGUGGACAAUUGUGUGCCAUUGUUGGUGCAGUUGGAGCGGGUAAAACGUCCUUGCUGCAAGGUCUCGUCGGUGAGAUGCGUCCAACAGCUGGCUCUGUUGCGUUUGGUGGCACCGUUGGAUACUGCGCUCAAACUGCUUGGAUUCAGAAUACCACGAUUCGUGAGAACAUUUGCUUUGGGAGGCCAUUCGAGGAACAGAGAUACUGGAAAGCCAUACGCGAUGCCUGCUUGGAACCUGAUUUGGAGAUGCUACCUAAUGGUGAUCUCACAGAAGUUGGCGAAAAGGGUAUUUCACUUUCUGGCGGACAAAAACAACGAAUCAACAUCUGUCGUUCUAUCUAUUGCGACACUGAUAUACAGAUUUUUGAUGAUCCCUUGUCGGCUCUCGACGCCCACGUUGGAAAAGACGUGUUCCAGAAUGUUCUUAAGGGAAAUCUAGAAGGGAAAACCCGUGUUCUCGUAACGCACGCUCUUCAUUUUCUCCCCCAAGUGGAUUACAUAUACACUCUACUUGAUGGCCGUAUCGCAGAACGAGGCACAUAUUCCGAGCUCAUGGCAAAUGAUGGCGCUUUCUCCAAGUUUGUCUGUGAGUUUGGAUCAAGCGACAAGUCCGACGAUAGCGGUUCAAAUAACCAGGAAAAAGUAGAAGGUAGGAAAGCGAAAGGUCUUGAAAAUGCAGUUCCAGGCAAAGCGAUAAUGAAGGAAGAAGAAAGGAAUACAGGUGCUAUUGGUAGUGCUAUCUACGGAGAGUUCUUCCGAGCGGGGAACGGACUCAUAAUCGCCCCUCUAUUACUUAUUUCUGUGAUUCUGAUGGAAGGCUGUAGUGUUAUGUCGUCAUAUUGGCUUGUUUACUGGCAAGAAAGGAAAUGGCCACAAUCCCAGGGUUUCUACAUGGGCAUAUAUGCUGGCAUCGGUAUUUCUCAAGCCUUGAGUAGCUUUUUAAUGGGAACUACGUUUGCUUUUUUUGUCAUUUACGCUUCACAAGCACUCCAUGGUGUGACUAUAAAACGCGUAUUGUAUGCACCGAUGAGCUUUUUUGAGACGACACCACUGGGGCGCAUUAUGAACCGAUUCACCAAAGACAUGGACACACUUGACAAUAUGCUCGGAGACUCUAUGCGACUGCUGGUUGCCACAGGCUCUUCAGCCCUAGGUUCUAUCAUAUUAAUAUCUGUCAUUGUGCCGUGGUUCCUCAUUGCGGUCGCUGCCGUUUCUGUAUGUUACUUCUACGCCGCGCUGUUCUACCGUUCCAGUGCUAGGGAGCUCAAGAUUGCUUGUUUGUCUAAUCUAAUUCUCUUAGACGCUAUCCUGCGGUCGUCAUUAUAUUCUCACUUCUCUGAAUCGCUCUCUGGUUUGACCACCAUCAGAGCAUAUGGCGAAAUUGCUCGUUUCCAAGCGGAGAAUGAGAAACGCGUGGACAUCGAGAAUCGACAUUCAGUAUCAUGUUCGCCAAACUGCAGAGUAGAGAACGAUAUGAAUGCAGUAGAGCGUAUCGUACACUAUGCUAACCAAGCAGAGCAAGAGCCUCCCCAUCAGCUUGACGCAUGCACUUUAUCUACUCCAUGGCUUUCGGAAGGACAAGUAGAGAUGAAGGAUGUUGUUUUGAAGUAUCGUCCUGAACUUCCUCCGGUUCUGAAGGGCCUUUCAAUGUCGAUAAAACCUGGAGAGAAGAUAGGGAUUGUUGGCCGCACGGGUGCUGGCAAAUCGUCAAUCAUGACGGCCCUUUUUCGCAUCGUGGAACUAGAAUCUGGUUGUAUAUCGAUCGACGGUGUUGAUAUAUCUUCUGUGGGUCUGAUGAAAUUACGGAGUGGGCUUUCUAUCAUUCCUCAGGAAGCUGUGAUUUCCGGUACACUGAGGUCGAAUCUAGAUCCUUUCGAGUUGUACGACGAUGCCAAGCUCUGGGAUGCAUUGAAGCGAUCAUAUCUCGUUGAACCGUCGAAGGAAUCACUGCCUGAAGACACAUUGGACGAAAAAGCACCAGUUGCUCGGUUCAACCUAGACAGCCCCAUCGACGAGGAAGGUAACAAUCUUUCGGUUGGACAACGAUCCUUAGUCUCGUUAGCGCGGGCUUUGGUGAAUGACACGAAAGUGCUCAUUUUAGACGAAGCAACGGCGUCUGUUGACUAUGAAACCGAUCGCAAAAUUCAAGAAACUAUUAUGACGGAAUUCAAGGAUAGGACGAUAUUAUGCAUUGCUCAUCGUCUACGUACUAUCAUAUCAUACGACAGAAUAUGUGUGCUUGAUGGCGGCCGCAUCGCUGAAUUCGACACGCCAAGCACACUAUAUUCCAUACCUAAUAGCAUAUUUAGAGAAAUGUGCGAUCACUCUUCCAUCUCUUUGGACGAUAUUAUGUUUGGGUCCAAAAGGAUGGAAGUUGAAUGA
Molecule: messenger RNA, 3942 nt
Organism: Serpula lacrymans var. lacrymans S7.9
Lineage: Eukaryota; Fungi; Basidiomycota; Agaricomycetes; Boletales; Serpulaceae
Exons: 23
Coding region: 1-3942 (1313 amino acids)
Biological process (GO): transmembrane transport
Cellular component (GO): membrane
Molecular function (GO): ATP binding; ABC-type transporter activity; ATP hydrolysis activity
Source: RefSeq, a predicted model, not a curated record